Molecule: messenger RNA, 2534 nt
Organism: Nelumbo nucifera (sacred lotus)
Lineage: Eukaryota; Viridiplantae; Streptophyta; Magnoliopsida; Proteales; Nelumbonaceae
Source: RefSeq, a predicted model, not a curated record
UUUAAAUAACGGUGAGUUAACGUAUUGUCGCAUUAGAUUGUCGCGUUUUUCGCGUUUCUCGGUACUAAAUUGGCACUCGCCCUAAAGUAUUAUUUUCCCAAAAAAAAAUAAUACCAUUGAUUACUCGUUCUCCAUUAUCUCUGCGUCUGCGAGGACCUCAAAAAGCCGUAUGACGUGUGUUUACGACCAAAUCCCAUAAGCCCUCCCAAAACCCUUAAUCACAAUGCAGGCCGCUCUCUUAUCGCCGCCGCCCCACUCCACAAUCGCCGCCGUCGCUGGUGGCCCUUCGUCUAAACUCACAUUUCUCCGCCACCGCUCCAACUCCUUUCAACGCCCCUUUUGUAUCCGGGCUUCUCUAGACACCACCUCCGCUUCCACGACAGAGACAGCUCCACCUCCCCCUGUCACCACAGAGUCCCCUCCCCACCACCACAAGCUCAACAAGUACAGCUCCCGUAUCACCGAGCCCAAGUCCCAGGGCGGCUCUCAGGCCAUCCUCUAUGGCGUCGGCCUCUCCGACGACGAUAUGCAUAAGCCCCAGGUGGGGAUAUCGUCGGUCUGGUACGAGGGUAACACGUGCAAUAUGCACCUGUUGCGCCUCGCCGAGGCCGCCAAGGAAGGCGUUAGGGAGGCCGGGAUGGUUGGUUUCAGGUUCAACACGAUUGGAGUCAGCGAUGCCAUUUCCAUGGGCACCAGGGGAAUGUGCUAUAGUUUACAGUCCCGAGACUUAAUUGCUGAUAGUAUCGAGACCGUCAUGUCUGCUCAGUGGUACGAUGGCAACAUCUCUAUCCCAGGUUGCGACAAGAAUAUGCCGGGUACAAUUAUGGCAAUGGGACGACUUAAUCGACCAAGUAUCAUGGUUUAUGGUGGAACAAUCAAGCCCGGUCAUUUUCAAGGCCAUACUUAUGAUAUAGUAUCUGCCUUUCAGUGUUAUGGUGAGUAUGUUAGUGGGUCAAUAAAUGAUGACCAAAGGAUGAAUGUGGUCCGAAAUUCAUGCCCUGGAGCAGGUGCCUGCGGUGGCAUGUAUACAGCAAAUACCAUGGCUUCAGCAAUUGAGGCAAUGGGAAUGUCACUUCCUUACAGCUCUUCUACCCCUGCAGAAGAUCCAUUGAAGCUGAUUGAAUGUCAAUUAGCUGGAAAGCAUCUCUUGGAAUUAAUAAGAAUGGACCUGAAACCACGGGAUAUUAUCACUGAGAAAUCAUUACGCAAUGCAAUGGUCAUUGUUAUGGCCCUUGGUGGGUCUACUAACGCUGUGCUACAUCUCAUUGCCAUUGCUAGGUCUGUUGGCUUGCAUUUAACUCUCAACGAUUUUCAGAAGGUCAGCGAUGAAGUUCCAUUCCUUGCGGAUCUAAAGCCCAGUGGAAAAUAUGUCAUGGAGGAUGUACAAAAGAUUGGAGGAACACCUGCAGUCAUUCGCUACCUUUUGGAGAAAGGUUUUUUAGAUGGGGAUUGCGUGACCGUCACUGGGAAGACAUUGGCAGAAAAUGCAAAAGAUUUCCCUGCUUUGGCUGAAGGGCAACAAAUUAUAAGGCCAUUAGAUAACCCCAUCAAGGCAACAGGCCACAUCCAGAUAUUGUAUGGCAAUCUAGCUCCAGAGGGCUCUGUGGCAAAGAUAACUGGAAAAGAAGGGUUAUAUUUUUCUGGUUCCGCUCUUGUUUUCGAAGGAGAAGAGGCUAUGGUAGCAGCUAUAUCUGAGAAUCCUAUGAGUUUUAAGGGAAAAGUUGUUGUUAUUAGAGGGGAGGGACCCAAGGGAGGUCCAGGCAUGCCUGAAAUGCUAACACCAACAAGCGCAAUAAUGGGAGCAGGUCUUGGGAAGGAUGUUGCUUUAUUGACAGAUGGUAGAUUUUCAGGAGGUUCACAUGGAUAUGUUGUUGGACACAUAUGCCCCGAAGCUCAGGAAGGUGGUCCAAUUGGCUUGAUUGAAAAUGGGGAUAUCAUCACCAUAGAUGUUGUGAAGAGAAGAAUGGAUGUCCACUUAACAGACGAGGAGUUGGCUGAAAGAAGAAAGAAAUGGACUCAACCACCAUACAAGGCUAAUAGAGGAGUCCUAUACAAGUACAUCAAGAAUGUGCAACCGGCGUCAAUGGGCUGUGUGACUGACGAGUAGAGAUCAGAACCCACUUUUCAAUGGUGUAGACUGUAGAGUGCUGCUGAGGAGCUCUGUUUGGUGUGCCAUAAUGUUACCUAUUGAGAGUCUUAAUGGGUCUCUUUUAGAGGAUUUUUCAGGCACUGAACAACACUUUUGAUUGCUCUUAGUUUCAAUUAUCUUUGGUGUUAGUAAUUAGUUUUAAAUAAGGGCCCAUUGCUUUGGUGCGAAGGUAAACCUCGAGCUGGCAAGCAUGAGAACUGGGUUCGAGUCCAAGAGCACCACUUUCAUGGGUUCGAUUCCAAGGUUAAGUCCGUAUAAGGUUCACCUCUCCCAAGACCCUGGAUUUUUUUCGGGAACAAUAUUGGGUAAUGGCCCUUGUUAAUAAGAAAUUUUGACGGCAUGUAAUUUGCUUUCUUUAAUAAUUUAGUAGAUAGUUCGUAUGAUA